This is a messenger RNA of Callorhinchus milii (elephant shark), 1446 nucleotides long. It is a transcript of the gene tcta, whose product is annotated as T cell leukemia translocation altered. The record is from RefSeq and is a predicted model, not a curated record. NCBI's taxonomy places the organism in Eukaryota, Metazoa, Chordata, Chondrichthyes, Chimaeriformes, Callorhinchidae. Bases 255 to 563 code for a protein of 102 amino acids. The transcript is spliced from 4 exons.
GGGAGGGCUGGUGUUUGGUUUGGAAGGCGAGCGGUCGGUGCGAGGCCCUGUGGCGGGGAUUGAGCCCGAGAGACAAACCCGCACAGACACACACAACACACGCACACACGGGGGGGGGGGCGAUGAGACGAGGGCGCACUCAGCUUUCUGUCACUGCAGAGAUGAACAAAUAACAUCGAGAGAGAGAGCGAGAGAGAGAGAGAGAAGAAAAAGAGGAGAGGAAAGACGCAAGUUAUGCUGCACCUGGAGCGGCCAUGGAGCUGCAGUGGGAUUUAGGGAUCACCUCGUUCCUCCUGGACGGGGUCUUCGCUUUUUGCAGCGAGUUUGCCCAGGACUGGGACAGCAAUGACAUGAGGGUGACUGUCUUCAAAAUCCUCCUGGUCUGGCUGCUCUGCAGCCUGGUGGCCGUUUACGUGGCCUGGAAGUUUUAUGGAGCCACAGUCAAUGACAUGUACUACAGACAAGGUAUUGGAGGUCAGAACGGCGGCACUCCAGAUAGCUCUUCCAAUUUUACCAGUUGGGAGGGUACAAGUGAUGAGCCAUUUAAACGUCACAGGGAGUGAUGGAGAUGUUUCUCUUGGCCCGAGCAUCAUUUACCUGGCCAGGGGGCAGCAUGCUUCAUGCUUCCGCCAAAACCUCCUUUGAGCUGGCCAUCUGUCCAGAGAAAUGGACUGGGGUAACUUUGUCUUUUUCUACUUCUUCUCAGCUCAAAAGGGAAGUGCCUGGCUUCCGCUCAUUGGUUUUCCUUAGAAAACACAGACAGGAUCACAUACCUGCCACGUGUCAAUUACACCUCGCUCUGCCACUAAUCUCCCUCCCCACCCCCUCCAUCCCAUACUAAUACUAACAGCUAUAACAAAAGAACAAAUUGCCACCGUACAAUUAUUUGGGGCCUGAAACACAAACAAUCACUUACCAUUUUGCCAUAGCCUUCAAUACCUUUCACCGUAAAGCUACUUAAUUUUUUUUACUUCCUUUUCUAUUGCUACGUUGUUAUGCACUUAAUCGUAGUACUCAUUAAUAUUCAAGUAAACUUUGCCAAAAAUGGCACCAAGUAUUGAAACAGGCCAUGAAGGAAUGUAUAUCCUGCUGAAAUACCUUUUGAAUGUAAACGCAUGUAUUUAGAGAUGAAUAUUUUAUUUUGUAAAUCACUGUAAUCCAUAAAUUGGACAACCUUUAUACAUUUUUAGCUCCUAAAUUAACUCCUAUUUAUGUUUUUAGACUUCCCUAUGCUGUACAUUUACAAAAUUGUUGUAUAUAUUUUAUUGGGUGGGGGGGAGGCGGGUGGGUUGCUGUCCAUGUGUUUGUGUAAAAGAGAAUAUGAAGAAACGCCACAAUAUAAAUUGGCUUGGUUUGCACUAAAUGUGUUUCUUGCUGAAGCUCAUUAUAUUUCAAUUACCCACAAAAUAUAUAGUCAAUUCAAUUUACAGUAUAUUCUGUGAAGCG